AUGGUUAGCCAGGGCUCCGAUGAAGCGUCUAUAUCCGUCAUGAGACCAGAACACCCCUCGACUGCGGCAUCUGUCGUGUCUGACCAUGUCUCUGAUGCAUCGUCUUUUGUUCCAGGGACUGUUUUCCUAGUCGAUGUCACCCACCAGACAUCCACCAAACACGCCUCAGGAAAACACGAUGACAUCGUCCUUAUUCCUCCCCCCAGUGAAGAUCCCAACGAUCCCUUGAAUUGGUCAACUCGUCGGAAGAAUCUGCAGCUGAUUCUGCUGUGUGUGUACACCUUUUUUAUGAAUGGACUAAUCAACUUUUAUGGUGUCGCAUAUGAUGGUCUAACGGUCGACCUGAAUACAACCUACAAUGGGCUAAAUACGGGGAGUGCUAUCCUCUUCCUCUUCAGUGGUGUCGGGGCAACAUUUUGGCCGCCGGUGGCCAUGAAAAUUGGUCGUCGGCCCGCAUACAUCAUCGGCCUUAUCAUCGCCUUGGUCGGCAGUAUUAUUGGGGCUCGUCAGACCAACUGGGGCGUUUGGGUUACGUUUAACGUGUUUUGGGGCAUCGGAUGUGGUCCCAAGGAAGGUCUCGUUCAAAUCUCGUUGCAGGAUAUGUACUUUGCCCAUGAAAUCGGCUCCAAGGUUGGAUACUGGGCUUUGUCGUAUAGUGCCGGGGCUUUUGUCGUCCCGCUGGUCGCUGGAUAUGUGUAUGUCGAUCUGUCCUGGCGUUGGUGUUUCUGGUUGACUGCAAUUGGAUUUGGCGCCAUGGUUUUGAUUCUUCUUUUUGGUCUCGAGGAAACUCUCUAUCCCCGGUCUUAUGCCCCCAAAGAGGUCGCUUCCACCGACCCCGAAUCACCCACUGCACCUUCGUCGAUCAAGUUGAAAUCCUACCGCCAAACCCAUCCUCUCCACUCAUGGGGCGUCAACCCAGACGAAAAAUGGAGGGACCUCUUUCUCCGCCCUUACAAGCUGGCACUCUUCCCCCCAGUCCUCUGGGCGGGUAUGUUCACGGGUGUGUCGAUCUGCUGGUGGGCCGCGAUUUUCACCACCGAGUCGCAGUUCUACGUCGGGGAGCCCUAUGUUUGGAACGGAGAGCAGGUCGGCUUAACAAAUGCCGCCGCCUUAAUUGGUAGUCUCCUCGGAACCAUAUUCGCAGGAAACGUGAGCGACUGGUUCGUCCUCGUCGUCGCAAAGCGAAACAAGGGUACUCGCGAGCCCGAGCACCGCCUUUCUCUCCUUGCCGCGACAGCAAUCAUCACGUCGGGUGGUUUGGUCAUGUAUGGUAAAGGCGUAGAGGUUGGAUUGCCUUGGUCUUGUCCUGUAAUUGGGAUGGGGCUGAUGGGAUUCGGAUUCACCGCUUCAUCUAUCAUUGGCGAGACUUAUAUUCUCGACUCCUACCGAGCUGUUGCACCCCAAUCCCUGGUGGUUAUUAAUAUCUUCCGCAAUCUUAUCGGAAUGACAUUUGUCUUCUGUGUGCAGCCCUGGCUUGAUCACUCUGGGUAUGGAAAUGCCUUUAUCCAAAUGAUGGCCAUGUGUAUCAUUGCGCAUUUGACAGUAAUCCCCAUGAUCGUUUGGGGUAAACGUCUGCGCAUUACGACUGCGGCAUGGUACUUGAAAAUGGUGGAGAGGAGUGGUGUUCCCAGGGAGUUUGCCUGA
Molecule: messenger RNA, 1644 nt
Organism: Aspergillus wentii DTO 134E9
Lineage: Eukaryota; Fungi; Ascomycota; Eurotiomycetes; Eurotiales; Aspergillaceae
Exons: 10
Coding region: 1-1644 (547 amino acids)
Biological process (GO): transmembrane transport
Cellular component (GO): fungal-type vacuole
Molecular function (GO): transmembrane transporter activity
Source: RefSeq, a predicted model, not a curated record